Molecule: messenger RNA, 3315 nt
Organism: Gallus gallus (chicken)
Lineage: Eukaryota; Metazoa; Chordata; Aves; Galliformes; Phasianidae
Exons: 7
Coding region: 1030-2103 (357 amino acids)
Source: RefSeq, a predicted model, not a curated record
GCUCACUGCCACCAGGGCAUGUGCUGUGCUGCAGGUACUGCAGGUGCUGUAGCUGCUCGGUGCUCAGAGGCUCUCCAUCUCUUGCAGCAGCUGCAGGCUUCCUCUGGUGUGCAGGGGCUUUCAGGGCACGGACACAGAGGGUGAGUCUAUGAGCAGAUUCCUUUCCCUGCUUGGGGUUGAGAAGCUUGUUUCAGGGUGAGCCUUUUCUGGUUUGUUCUUAGCCUGUCCUGGAGGUGGGUCUGGCUGUGCUGGAGCUGUACCAGCCUCAGUAAGGGCUGUCCUAACCUGGCCUGGGUUGGGGGGCUGCCCUGCUCUGGGAGGUGAGAAACUCCAGCCUGUAUUGUUUUCUGUCAUUCUGAAAGAGUGCCCUGGGAAUGCUAUCUGAGCUUAAAUCCUAAGGCAGAAGGGGGGGUAUUUGGAAAGCAGCCUUGGAGCAUGUUUGGAGUCAUCUCUGCUGCUUCCUUAUUUAAACUGGCAAAGAUUUUGCAAGGAAGAUGUCUGCUUUCAUUCAAUGGAGAGCAGUGUAUCUCAGGAAACACCAAAGGAGGUGGAACUUCCCCACGUGUGGUGUGAGCAGUGCAAGGGGUCGGUGUUGGGAGGCAAUGCAGACAACUGGAUUCAGAAUUCCAUGCAACAGGUAUGUGUGUGGCACCAUCCUGAGCUGGGGCAGCUUCUUCAUUUACAACAGCAUCAGCAGUUUGCUGUGUGUGGUGCCAAGCUGGUGCUGUUCACGGCUCUGUGUUACACAGAGGUGGAGAGUUACCACACCAACAGCAGCACAUGGCCUCCCAGGGGGCUCCUGUUUGGCAGGGCUGGGCUGAGCCCUGGGUCUGAGCCCACAGGGAGAAGUGCUCCCUGGAUCCCUCAGUGCUUGUUCAGCCUUCUCGUGCUGCAACCGAGACUGGAAGAGCCUGGCUCUUGGUCUCUGAUGCCAGACAAGGAUAACUUCUGGGUGAUGAGCUGGUUCUGAUUGCCCAGUUCUGAUUGCAUCUCUCUGCCAGGUCCCAGCUGAGGUUGCUGGUGGGGGUGAUGGCAGCUCACCGGCAGCUCUUCCCUACUCCAGGCCUGCUGCUCUGUGUCUUGGCUCUGCACUUCUGCACCCAGGGCCCUCUUGCCAUAGCAGGGCGCAAAGUGGUCAACAUGUCCAUAGUCACCACCCAUGCCUCGGUGGCUGCCACCAGUGCCUCAAUGUCCACAACCAACCAGGCAUCCAUGGCCACCAACCAGACCUCAGUGGCCACCAAUCAGACCUCAGUGACCACCUACGACCAGGCAUUGGUGGCCACCAACCAGACCUCAGUGGCCACCUCCAACCAGGCAUCAGUAGCCACCAAUCAGGCCUCAGUGUCUGCCACCAGUGCCUCAGUAGCCACCUCCAAUCAGGCAUUGGUGGCCACCAACCAGACCUCAGUGGCUACCGCCAGUGCCUCAAUGGCUGCCUCCAACCACACCUCAGUGACCACCACCACCACUUGGGUGUCCAUCAGCCAGGCUUCAGUGGCUGCCAACGCCUCCAUGAACCAUACAGAACAAACCCCGCUCAGCUGUCAGAGCUUCCAGUGCUCCGGGGAGAGGUGUUACCAGGAUGAGGCCCACAGCAACAUGACGACCACCUGCUACAAUGAGACCUUCUGCGAGGUAUGGAGCUUAGAGCGGCUGCUGGAGGCUGUGAGCACAACACCUGAUUUUCCUUUGCCACUGUCCCACUCUGUCCAUUAUUUUUGCUCCUCUGUAAUGGCCUCUCUUCGCACUUCUAGUGGGUUUUUUUUUUUUCCUUUGGCUCUGCUGUUGCAGCUUUAUCGUUUCUCCAGCAUGAACUACACCGCCAGAUGCAGCAGUGUGUGCAGUGCAGAGCUGUGCAGGACCAAUGGCAGCGUGACCCUACAGCAGUGCACCAUGGAGUGCUGCAACACCUCCCUCUGCCUGCAGCUCAAUGCAAGCUCCUAUGGUGAUCUUCCCCCCACCACCGUGCUGCCCACGACCACCAUCACCACCACCACCACCCCACGCCCCCCCCCACGAAAUGUAGGUACCCGAUGUGAUCUUUGUGCGAAAGCUGCCUCGAAAGGGGAACAAAUCCUUAAUGAGCUUUGCAAGAUGUAAGGGUGCUAAGCACACCGUCUGCAAUGCUCCAAGCAGCCCAAGGCAGCUGUGGGACAAAGCCUCCUCGAGCCACAGAAGGGGUGGGGUGGUGCUGGGGCACCCAAGUGAUGGGGUGGAAGGAGCUUUAUCUCUGCACAGCGUUGCUGAGAGGAAGGAAAAGGAGGUUUGAAACUCGUGGUGGUGUUGCAGUGAGGUUUCCUGCAGUGGCAGAUGGGAGCUCUCUCUUAUCUCUUAGUAUGAAAAGCUGGAGACAGAUGAUGCCAAAUGCUGAGAUAUAGGGGGGGUUUGGGAGGGCACUGUGGGAGGAAGGGCUGCCUGAGGUCCAGAUCUGGCCCUGGGCAUCCUGCUGCCUGCACCACACCUGCACAGGUCUCCUCUGGUCUUGUCUUGCAGGGGAAAAUCUGUGCAGCAUUCUCCUGCCAUGGGGAUGGAUGUUUCAAAGGCAAGAAGAGCACAGCUAGAUGCUUUGUUGGGCAUGAUUUCUGCGAGAUGAAGAAGACGGGCUUCAAUUAUGUGGCAGGAUGCAGCAAAGCCUGCAAGGCUGCCAAGCCUGUCUGUGCCCGGGGGGUGAAGGCUGCCUGUUUCCAGGAGUGCUGCCCCGCCACCCCCAAGGGCAGCUGCUUAAAGCUGGAUGGCAAAGUUCAUGUGAAUGGUGCUGGGCAGGUGGCUGUGUCCCCGCUGCUGCAGCUCCUGGCAUGUGGGGCAGCCCUCCUCUUGAGCCGAAGGGCCUCCACUCCCCUCCAUGGGUGAUCCCCGCUACACAUCGAGCCUCUGUGCUGCAGGGAUGGCAGAUGCUGGAAGGAGAGACCUCAGGUGUAGGAGUGAGAGGAUGCUGAGCCAGCUUGGAACCCAGGAACCUCUGCCUUGACCCAAGGCACAGCUUACACAGUGUAGUUACAACGUGUUUGCACCGCAACUGUCUGAACACCCACUUAGUUUCUAAAUGAUACGUCCUGUCCCAGUAGGCUGUACUGUUUUGUCUCCAGGUCUUAGACAGGGCAAUGGGGCUGAGCUAAAAGCAUCGUGUUAGACCGUCCUGUUUCGUAUCUAUGAUUCUCUAUGGGUAAAUGUAGAGCAGAGACACGAGCGUGAGUCUGUAACAGGAGCUGGCUCCCAGCCAGACAGCUGGCAAUGGCUCUGUGGUGCCACUGUGCAAACACAUUCUGUCCUCUUCCUGCUCUCUUUUAAGAAAAUAAAAUAUAAUGACAAUAA